Messenger RNA from Mollisia scopiformis, 6639 nucleotides. RefSeq lists its product as uncharacterized. Lineage: Eukaryota; Fungi; Ascomycota; Leotiomycetes; Helotiales; Mollisiaceae. The transcript is spliced from 6 exons. Gene Ontology annotation, molecular function: protein binding; ATP hydrolysis activity. The annotation marks the transcript as partial. The record is from RefSeq and is a predicted model, not a curated record.
CAUAGCUCCCCAGCUCGCCCCUUUGCCCAAAUCAGCGCUUCCCUCAUCUCUGCUAUGUUGCAAGUAUCAAUGUGUAUUUGAGCUCUAUGUAUGGUUUUCGUGGGCUCAAAUGUGAGUCUCGAAUUGUCUAAGCAUCAGAAUUGCUCCUCAGAUUCAUCCAGUUUUCAGCGACAGAGUCCUUCUAAGGACUGCAACACAAAGCCUUGACGAAAAUCUUAAUUCAACCAACUUUUCUACCACCCCAACGAGCAUCACAAUGCCUCCUUCAGCGCAGAAAAGCCAUACGAACGGCGCCAGCACCCAAGUCACAAAGGAGAUCUCAAAACCUGCUACUUCGACCGUCGAGACAUUUGAAGUACAACGAAAUGGCGCCUCUAAUAGCGAUGCACGCAAAAUCACCAUCUUGCGCGAUGCUGUUCAACGAGUAGUUGCAAACUAUCGCUCUAAGUUUCAUAAUUCAACCGAUGAAUUCCUCGGUAGCUGCACAACCAUUGAUAAGUUCUUCGACUAUGUAGCUGGAAUCCGUCUGCGACAAAUCCCACAUCAUAGUAGUAGAUGGGACAAAGUCUUGAAAUGGGCAGAAUUCUUCGCUGCUCAAGUGUAUGGAUACUCAGACGAGGUAGGGCACUUCCUCGCUUCGAGCGAUCGUGCCGCUUCCAUCAUAUGGGCCAGCUGCAGAUCUCUUCUUGAGCUUGGACGAGAAAACAUCGAUGUACUUGAGAAAGUAUUUGGUGUCUUCUACAGCUGUGGCUUGACCCUAGGCGUUUUUCUUCGCCAACAUGAACUUUUCCACGAGACCGAGGAAUUUCAACUCAUCCUUGGUAAUUGCUAUGCAGAACUCUUGAAGCUUGUCACGGGAAUCAAUUUGUUCUACAGCCGCAAGGAAUCAAGUGGGAACUUUAGUGUUCGAAUCUUCAGUGAGCGCUUCAGCAGGAGCAUCAACUCUUUCUACUCGCACAGCGACAGCUUUACGGAUGCGAUUUGGAGUACAAAAAUUGGGACUUCGUCCACAUCUGGAGAUAUUUCUGUUGAAUUGAUACGCGAGUUCUUGAUUCCUCAUGACCGGGUCACCAGGUUACUCACGACGACACGAACCACUCGAACUACUCGCGCAGACUUCACCUGUGAAUGGUUUGAUCGAUAUUUGACUGAUUUUAUGCGAAGUGGAAAGGAAAGAUUGAUUGUUUCUGGCAAGCCACGUACCGGAAAAUCCGUUCUUGCCGAGUGGACGAUAGAGAGACUUCAGACUUUAAGUGGUCGACGUGCCUCUGAAGUGAUAUCUUACUCGAUAGAUCCUGAUCUGAAGAACGAACUCACGACGUUGAGUGUGGUCAAAGCCCUACUUCUGCAAAUGCUGCAACUGAAUGUUGGCGACAACGAUCUCUAUAACUCUCUCGUUCAAGCCUAUGAACUUUCGCGAAAAGGCAGUCCUAGCUCUCACGUCGAGAAUGCUCUGUGGACAGCUUUACAAGCUGGAUUUGCAAGCGGUCGCAAUCACACCAUCAUAAUUGAUGGCAUCGACCAAUUGAAAAGCGGGGAGAGUGAUGUGAAUAAGCUUCUGGGUCGUUUGGAUUCUAUCGUCGCGAGACAUAGCAAGACGAAAGUCAUCCUGUUCUCUCGCCCUUUGAGCAACACUAUCACGAACGCAACGCAGAAACAUGCACACUUCGCGAUCACGCCACAGCACACACGUCAAGAUAUUCGACACUUCGCCGAGUUCUUACUUUCAUCGUCGACGUCUCAUACGGUGCUGAACCAGGAGGACAGAGCGACUGCGAUAACCAAGUUGGCUGAUAUCUCAGAUGGCUCCUUUGGGUGGGUUGUGCAGGCUGUCGAUAUUCUCAAGACGGAAACCACUUCUGGAGGUACCUUGAAGAAGCUUGAUUCUCUUCCCAAGACAUUGGAUGCCAUUAUUUCGCAGGUCAUCUCUACUGUGGAUCUGAAGCAGCGGGACGCCAAAUCGCUUCUCGCCUGGUUGCUAGUUUCGCAACGACCAUUCUUGCUCACCGAGACCAAGCAACUGUUUGAGAUCGACCAAGCAAACUCAACUCGUGCACCACGGAAUACGAGAGUUGAAGAUGAUGUGAUCAAAGCAUUGGGUCCCUUGAUCGUCAUCCGAGAUGGAUUUGUCAGAUUUGCCAAUCUGGUUAUCAAACAAGAGUUGGUUCAUCGAGCGGCAACUGUGACCGACUUCAAGAACACAGGCGCUUUUCCAUUCCAUAUUCAAGAAGCUCAUUAUGAUCUCACCAUUCGCUCGUUGGCAUACAUCAAGAUGUCUCUCACUCGGCCGGCACACCCGACCACAUCUCCUCUGGGCGACUAUGAGCUUGAUGAGCUCUUCAAUCAAUACGACCUUUUACAAUAUGCCACCAGAUACUGGGCAUGGCAUUUCGAGGCUUCGCCAAUGCAUGAGCCUACAGUUCAACAUAAGAUCACCCAAGGCUUCAAAACCGUCUUCCCACACACAACGAUGCUUCCCAUUAUUGAAGGCUCUUGCUUUCAGUACCAGUCAACGUAUCAAGAUGCAGUUGAUCACCACCUUCUCGGGUUAUCUCUGCGAAGAUUGGUGAUCGGAGAAAACACAGAGUCUGUGCUUCAGACCUUGCUUAACUUGGCUGUCUUGAAAGAGCUCACACUUCAGUCUACCGAGGUCAACGAGUACUACUAUGAGGCUUGGAAGAUCGCAUACACUCUAAAGCUCGCCUCAAUUGCGACCACUUGCGCUCAUCGCUACAUUGAGAGAACUUCGACUAUCAAGAUCACGUCUAAGUCAACUACAGCCAUCCGCAGAUCUGAGAUGUUGGAAUAUAUCAUCAUGAUCUACAGGGAGACCAAAGUAUCUCAAACUGAGAUCUUGACUUACCUCGAGAUACUUGUCACUCUCUACGUGACGAUCGGCGAGACUGAAAAAGUUUCGAAGCUUCGAAGAGAAAUCUACGAACUUCACGUAAAAAUCUAUGGCCGAUCUGCUCCUCAGACUCUCCGUGCACACGGUGUGCUGGUCACUACCAUCUCAACGUCUAGCAAGGAAGAAGAAGUCCAAGAGAUAACAGAAUCGAAUUACCGAGAAGUUUCCCGCACUCUCCCUGCCACGGAUCCGAAACGUCUUGCUCUAACUUGGUCAAUGAUUGACAUUUACACAAAACGCAAAGACACCAGACGCGUUGAGGAGCUUCUCGUAUCUCUUUGGCAAAGCUGGACCCGUCAUGCCCACACUCACAAGGACAGUAAGACUCAGCAGCAGAGAAUCGACAUUGCCCUUCGAUAUGUGGAAUUCUUGAAAAUUCAUGAUCGGAAAGCUGAGGCGGAGAACAUCCUUCGUGGCGUUGCGACGGAUCUGGAACAAUCAGACACCGAGGAUGAGGAAAUCAUCAAGCGCACUAGAGUCAUUGGCAACGAGCUGACUGUGCUUGGGUCUGUUGCAGCUGCACGUGGAAUCUUUCAAAGAAUAUGGGCAUUCUAUGUGAAGACAGGAAAGACGAACACCUCAGAAGCCAAGUCUGUCUCGACGCAGUUGGAGGAGACGACAAAUCACAGCAUCACGGAGACUACCACAGAGACAAUCACUCUGCGGGAGAUUUUCGAUACUGUGAUCACCAAGACGACUACCAAAACCAUUGAUACUCGCACUGUUCAUACUUCGAUAACUCUAAUCGAGACCUAUUGGAAUGAACAGCGCUGGGAAGAGGUCAUCAAAGUCAGCACUGUAACUCUUACCAGAUUGUGGGCGGGGUGGACCAGCACAGAGCUCAGAACCCCCCUUCCCACGAACUACUUGUCCGAGACCGUUACGAUCAUCCGCCGUCUCUACACUUCGUAUUGGAAGUUGCGCCAACUCGAGAACGCCGAGACAACUCUUAAGAGACUCUUCUACGCCGUGCUCUCUACUCCGAAAUCAUCUGAUGAUCUCUUGUUCUCAACCAAGAAAGAUCUUAUCGACUUCUACGAGACCAAUGGCAUGUUCGAGAAGUCAGUCAUCAUCUACAGAGAUGUAUAUCCCGAGAUUGAGAAGAGGAAGGGCAAAACCGACACGUUGACCAUCAAGACUCUCUAUGCUUUGGGCGACACCAGCAAGCGUGUCAACGACCUGAAGAAUGCUGAGUUUGCUUACCGUACCAUCCACACCAAUCUUGGCUCGGAGGUUUGCCACCGAGAUUCCAUUCGGGCUGCUGAAGCUCUCAUCGCCAUCUACGAGCAGCAUCGUCAAUACUCAGAUGCUCAGAAGAUCUACCAUUCGAUCUGGCAGAUGUUCCUAAAGCACGGCAAGGAAUACGAUUUCAAGCCAGACUGGUCUGAGAGUCUCUAUGAAAAGUAUGUUCGAAGCUUCAAGCAAGAUCCGAAAGUGGAGUACACCACUCUUCGUCAACUCGCCAUCGAAUACCGCAAAGCUUUAGUCAGAUUCUAUGGACUGGACCAUGAAUCUACUAUCAAAGCAACUCUUGGUCUAGCAGAGAUUGACGAGGAAAAGCCAGAGCAUCGUGAAGAAUCUAUUGCGAUGUAUGAGGAUGCCGAUAAGCACAGCCGAGAGGCUCCGAACGGCCAGAUCUCCGAGUUCACUCUCAACAGAGUUGGCACCAAUCGCAGGCGUCUGCCUCACUUGUACUCCAUCUCACAGCUUUCGACUUCGCCUAAAGCUAUUCCCUUGUACGAACAAGAAUGGUACACUUAUCAUACCAAGCAUGGUUAUUCUCAUGGCGAUAGUCUGAAGUGGCUGAGUCUACUGGCUAUUGCUUUUGCUAAGCAGAACAACGCGGAGUCGAAGACCAGAGCCACAUCUUCUUUUCACACUUCUGUGACCGAGAUCCUUAAGAAAGAGAAGAACUCUCAGCGGCUUUGGGACUCUGGCUCAGGACUCGCAAAUGUGUACCUCAAAGCAGGCAUGAAGUCCGAAGGAGAGCAACUUCUCCAACAAAUUCGCAGCCAAGUCAUCUUUGGGGAUUCCAGCCUGGCUCAGAGUCUUGGUGUUACGUCCUCCAACAACUUAGACCGACGCACCUGGGUCUUCCUCGUUUCUUUCCAGACCACUCUGCAUGGUACUCGACAAAUGUAUACAGCCAUCAUGGCCGAUCUCAUCAACGAAGUCUUCCUCUACGACUCUUACCGCCGCAUCGUUUCUCAGAAGGCUCCAUUCCUCGAUUCCUUUGCUCAUGGUGCUCGCUUAUUGCAAUUUAUGCGCGACGUUCACGAUGAGCCUAGCCAUGCCCGCGUCGAGAAGGAACUGCUGGAGUACUUUUCGACGAACCUCUCCGCUCCCAAGACUAUCAAUUCCUCGGUCUUACGUGAGUUCUUCGAGAUCGCUCUAGUAGAAAUUCAUCACCAAGAUAUGGACAUCUCGCUGCUCAAAGCUGGCACCACUUCUGUCGUCAACUACUUUGACAAAGGGAAGUACGCUGAAGCGCAUGACAUGGCGUUCUUGGUCGAUCGCUUCCAGCAGUUUGUUGGCGGAUAUGGCAGCGUGGAGAAGAUUGAUUAUGGGCUGCAAAUCGCGUUGGCCGUGGCUGGGUACAAGAAUACCAAGGUCCCAGAUGCGAAGUUGAAGACUGCUAUGCUGGAGCUGUCAGGUAAGAUCGUGAAGCAGCUUGUGCAAGAAACUCGAGCUGGCCAUGUCUUGCUUGCCGAUAUCCCGCUCAAGGAUCUCAAUGCUGCGAGUGGACUGCUUGGCGAGUUGGGUUAUUUGGAUGAACUUGAGUAUAUCCUCACCGUCCUCUGGAAGGCCCGCACCUUCCAGCUACUAUGGCCAGCCUCUACAAUCGUCUCCCUCGGCCGCCGUCUCGUCGAAACAGAAUUCGCCCGCUCCCACCACGCAUCCGCCAUACACCUCUGCGAAGACAUGUGCUACAACCUGCGUCGCGUAUGGGGAGCUCUCGACGCCACAACGCUCGACAUGCACAUCCUCCUCUCCGAAUUUUACACCUCGUCUGAACAAUACCGCAAAGCGAUGCAAGUGCAUGAAGACGUCCUCCGCGACACCGUCUCCGACAAAGGCGAGGAGAUCAACCAAGCAGAAGCAGCUGCCAUUGCAGUGCGCCACCUCGAGUUGCUGAGGAGAGCGUACCAGCGUCUCGGGGGCUGGGAUAAAGAUCCGCAGGUGUAUGUGGAUUUGUAUCAGCAGCUAGCGCAUGUCUUUGGGUCGGAGGAGAAUUGGAAGAAAGCCCAGAUCCAGGGCGUGGAGAAGUGGUCCACCAAGGGGGUCGAUAGUGUGGGGGUUUGGGUGAGGCCGGUGAGCUUUGAGUGGAUGGAGAGUGAGGGGAUGAGGAAACAUGCUAAUUAUUUGAGGAGGAGCUUGAGGAGUGGCGCGGAGUGGAAGAUGGCUCACUCGAAUGGGGGACGGUUGUUGAGGAGCUAUAGUGGAAGGAGUUUGGUUGCUAAGUAGUUGUAGGUAGUUUGGUUUUUAUUGGGUUAGUUUGAAUUGUUUGUUUGUUCAAGUCGUUCAGAGAUUGUGAAAGGUGACGAAACGGCUUCUAAAUGCAGCUAAGUGCUUCUAAUUCGUUCUUACAUUGUCACUCUUCUUCUUCCAGCCCAAUUCAAAGUGGGAAUUGUAUUUCACGCUUUGUGAAAAGGACCAUAAGCGUUAGGUGAAUCAUCAUUCGAAAUGUAGAGUAGUUGAAUUGUAGCUGGCCUGCCGAGACAACUAUUGGG